This is a messenger RNA of Sphenostylis stenocarpa, 324 nucleotides long. The record is from the annotation of a GenBank genome assembly. Lineage: Eukaryota; Viridiplantae; Streptophyta; Magnoliopsida; Fabales; Fabaceae.
AUGCUUACUCAAAUGGCAUACUCCAUGGUGGAGUCCCUAAUAGAAGAGGCCCCACCACCACACCCUCCAGUCCCAAAAUGCAAAGGCAAAAAAGGAAUAAUCUUUAAAAUACAACGAUGUUACAGUGAAAAUUUCAAAAUUCGUGCAAGAAUCGAGAGAAUUUUCGUUGAAUGUGGUGGUGACUCACUUGUGUGGUGCGUGCUAAAAAUAUGUGCAGAAACACGAGUUUUCUGCAUCAACCUCAAACCACCAAUUAUUGCCGAAUCAAGGAAGACGGAAAUAACACGGGAAAAUCUAGUAGAAGUUGAAAGGUCAGCUGAUUGA